This is a messenger RNA of Lolium rigidum, 873 nucleotides long. Its product is annotated as glycine-rich cell wall structural protein 2-like. The transcript has a single exon. Bases 1 to 873 code for a protein of 290 amino acids. NCBI's taxonomy places the organism in Eukaryota, Viridiplantae, Streptophyta, Magnoliopsida, Poales, Poaceae. The record is from RefSeq and is a predicted model, not a curated record.
AUGGCCGCUAGCACUAAGCUUGCAGCUCUUGGCUUUGUGGUCCUCGUGAGCAUUGGCUUCACCAAUGCUUCACGUAUGCUCGCUAGCUCGUCCUCCGCCUCAGGAGGAGGCGGGGGUGGCGGAGGCGGUGGUGGUGUAGCCGGUGCGACUGGAUGGGGCGAAGGGUCCGGACAAGGUGGUGCCACAGGAUAUGGGGAGAACGGUGGGGAUUGGAGUAACAAGUAUAACUAUGCCAAGGGAGCUGGUGGAGGAGGAGGAGGAGGUGCUGGUGGUGGCUCACAGGGUGGAGCCGGAUCCGGCAACGGGUAUGGCUCUGGCACCGGCACCGGUGCGAGUGGCACGGCAUCAGCCCCUAGCGGCGAUGGGUAUGCUAGUGCUAAAGGUGAUGGUGCGGGUGGUGGCCAAGGUGCCGGUGCUGAUGGGUCUAGUGGAAAAGGAUCUGGAGAGGGCAGCGGUAAAGGAUACGGUGAGAGUGGCGUAGCAAAAGCGCCGGCUCCUGCUGCUGGUGGUGUCAGCUACUCCGAUGCUGGCGGUAGUGGUGAUGGUGGCGGCGGCGGCACUAAUGGAAAUGGAGGUGGUAACGGCAAAGGAGCUGGACAGGCCGGCAGCGACGAGACUUCAGGCAAUGCUAGUGGAGAGGGUAGCGGCAACGGUGGUGGCAUCGUUGAAGGUGUCGCUCAAGGUCCAAGCGUUGGAGUUGGGUCUGGUUCUGGCGUCGGAGCUGGACAGACUGGUAGCUCUGGCACUGAUGGUUCAGGCUAUGCCACUGGAAUCGGUGGAGGUGGCGGUGGCGGCGCAGGUAGCAGCGACAACGGCGGGACAGGCGGCGGCUCAGGCACCGGAUCUGGAUCUGGUACCGGUGGAUAUCCUUAA